GCAAUAAUAAACAGCACUAUCACCCCGAACAUGACCUUCACGAAGACAUCUCACAAGUUUGGGCAGUGGGCAGACAGCCGUGCCAACACAGUGUAUGGGCUGGGUUUCUCCUCUGAGCAUCAUCUGGCCAAGUUUGCAGAUAAAUUUUCAGAGUACAAGGAAGCAGCCAGGAUGGCCAAGGAGAAGUCUCUAGAAAAGAUGGAGCUGGCAAGUUCGCCCUCUCAGGAAUCGCCUGCCGACAUUCAUUCCCCUCUUACUCCACCCGUGACUGCGGACUUCUGCCGAAUCAACGGCACUGGUGAUGACGUCACUCUGUCUGACGUGUCACCGAAUUCUAUGCUCCAAUCAGACCUUUCCCCGACCACGCCGACCCUUGCACACAGCCCGACAACCAACAAACACUGGGAAGCAGAGCUUGCAACACUAAAGAGCAACAAUGCCAAGCUCACAGCUGCUCUGCUGGAGUCCACAGCCAACGUCAAACAAUGGAAACAGCAACUAGCAGCUUAUCAGGAGGAGGCUGAAAGGCUACACAAACGGGUUUCAGAAUUGGAAAGCCAGAGUAGUCAAACCAAUGUGAUCAAAUCCCAGAAAACGGAGCUGAACCAAACAAUAGAGGAGCUGGAGUGCACAUUAAAGGCAAAAGAAGAGGAAAUGGUGCGAUUGAAAGAAGAAGUAGAAAAUGCAAAGCAGCUUCAAACUCAGAAAGAUGAACUCACCAAAAAGUUAGAGGAGACAGACUUGCGGAAUAAGGAGUUUGAGGAACAGUUGGCUGAUCUGGAGCAACGUCUGGAGUCAAGUCAAGUGGACCAGGAGAACCUUCGCAAGAACCUCAAAACCCUGCUGGAGAUUCUGGAUGGAAAGAUCUUCGAGCUGACAGAGCUGAGAGACAACCUAGCUAAGCUCAUAGAGGACAGCUAGACUCCUCCACCUCUCGCCUCAAAACAUGACUUUGAUGCCACUUUUUACGAAAUACACAGCAUCCGAUUCAGGCCGAGAGAGUCUGAUGUACUUUCGAGCAACACCUCAACUGUAGGACUCUCUUUCACUCACUUACACGGAAUGAUUAACCUUUGUUUGCACUUGAUUUUGUAUUUUUGAGGUGGGUUCAUUCUGUUCAGUGCCAUUGCAACCUACCGAAUUUUAUUGUCAACAACCCACCUGUACUUUUAUCGAUGUUUCCUUGAAUUUUCCCCUGAAAUAAGCAGCCUGCAAAGAACAUGGCUGCAUAUAGGCUCCUACUUUUUAAAGGUGCUGGUUUCGUGUGCCUGGCUGUUGGCGUUAAUAGACGUUUCUUAUGCUGCUGAGGACACUACAUGAAUUACACUGACUGGAUCUUCAGUCGUAUUUUAAGACUAGAUAUUCAGAGCCAUAUGUUGUAGCCAAAUGUUAUUGGCUUGCCUCUUUCCCUUCAUGGAAACUGCCUCAAAGUUCAAUCAGUCAGAGUUUCAGGAUACUCAACCACUGACCUAAAAAUCUCUUGACAUUUAACAGACUUUGAGACGUAGAUGUGGCAUAUGCUUUAGGCCUGUAAUAUACACUGAGCAAUAUUAGUGUGAGCGUCUGUAUGCCAGAUUAGUGCAAGCCACCUCAAUGCAUCCGUCAGGUACUCAAACAGUCGAUGAACAGGAUCAAUUUAUGGCCUGUCAUAGGUAAACUCUGGAUUUCUCCAAUGACCAGUGUAAUGCUUUUGGAUCGUAUUGGCCUUAUAAUAACCCGUAUCUAUACAUUUUUCAGGAUUUUCUUGAAGACGAAGAUCUUCCUUUGUUUGUUGACUUACCAAAUGCAAUUAUGUACUCGAUUCCUUACGAUUUUCAAUAACAAUAUAAGUGUAAUAUUUAAAAGGUCCUUACUGCUGAUGGGUAUUAUGAUACAUAGAUCACUGUCAGUAUGCUU
This is a messenger RNA of Sinocyclocheilus rhinocerous, 1896 nucleotides long. RefSeq names its product homer protein homolog 1-like. Gene Ontology annotation, molecular function: G protein-coupled glutamate receptor binding. The transcript is spliced from 7 exons. Lineage: Eukaryota; Metazoa; Chordata; Actinopteri; Cypriniformes; Cyprinidae. The record is from RefSeq and is a predicted model, not a curated record. Bases 31 to 921 code for a protein of 296 amino acids.